Pogoniulus pusillus (Red-fronted tinkerbird) is the source of this 2661-nucleotide messenger RNA. RefSeq names its product tyrosylprotein sulfotransferase 2 (gene TPST2). NCBI's taxonomy places the organism in Eukaryota, Metazoa, Chordata, Aves, Piciformes, Lybiidae. The record is from RefSeq and is a predicted model, not a curated record. Bases 320 to 1435 code for a protein of 371 amino acids. Gene Ontology annotation, biological process: peptidyl-tyrosine sulfation. Gene Ontology annotation, molecular function: protein-tyrosine sulfotransferase activity. Gene Ontology annotation, cellular component: Golgi apparatus. The transcript has 6 exons.
ACAGAAUCACAAAGAGCUUGAAAUCCCUGGGUGAGCCCAGGGGAGGAUUGCAAAACCUGAGCUCACAAAUGGAGCAGGAUGGGGGAGGGUGUGGGAAGCAGUGCCAGCGUUCCCAGGAGUCCUUCCCUGGCAGGCGGCAGAGCAGAGGACUUGCAGAAGCUGCAGCUUCCUGCUGGACAUCCUAGCCCAGGACACAGAAGAAUCCCCAAAGCCUCAAUGCCAGCUGAAGGCUGCAAAGAUUUUGGUAUGCCCGCUGGGUUGAGCAGUUGGUAGCUGCGAGCUGAAGCACGGUCGCCAGCCUGCUGCGGCGCAGAGCAGGAUGCGGGUCACCAUGAGGAGGGCGCUGCUGGUGGUGGGCUCAGUGGUCGCCCUGAUGGUGACUCUGCACCUGGGCCAACAGGUUUUGGAGUGCCAGCAGGUCCUGAACGAGCGGAGGCACAGGCUGAUGAGACCCGAGAACGAGGAGCUGGUCAUGCUGGACUCCAACCGCGUCGAGUACCGCUACAGCAAGGAGAUGCCCCUGAUCUUCAUCGGGGGGGUCCCGCGCAGCGGCACGACGCUGAUGAGGGCCAUGCUGGACGCCCACCCCGAGGUGCGCUGCGGGGAGGAGACCCGCAUCAUCCCCCGCGUGCUGGCCAUGCGGCAGGCCUGGUCCAAGUCCGGGCGCGAGAAGAUGCGGCUGGACGAAGCCGGCGUCACCGACCAAGUGCUGGACGCCGCCAUGCAGGCCUUCAUCCUGGAGGUGAUCGCCAAGCACGGCGAGCCGGCCAGGUACCUGUGCAACAAGGACCCCUUCACGCUCAAGUCCUCCGUCUACCUGUCCAGGCUGUUCCCCAACUCCAAGUUCCUGCUGAUGGUGCGGGACGGCCGCGCCUCCGUGCACUCCAUGAUCACGCGCAAGGUGACCAUCGCGGGCUUCGACCUCAGCAGCUACCGCGACUGCCUCACCAAGUGGAACAAAGCCAUCGAGGUGAUGUACUCCCAGUGCCUGGAGGUCGGCAGGUCCCGCUGCCUGCCUGUCUACUACGAGCAGCUGGUGCUGCACCCCGAGCAGUCCAUGCAUGCCAUCAUGAAGUUCUUGGGCAUCUCCUGGAGCGAGGCCGUGCUGCACCACGAGGAGCUGAUAGGGAAGCCCGGCGGGGUGUCGCUCUCCAAGAUAGAGAGAUCAACAGACCAGGUCAUCAAGCCAGUGAACAUGGAGGCUUUAUCCAAAUGGAUUGGGCACAUCCCAGGGGAUGUGCUGCAGGACAUGGCCCACAUCGCGCCGAUGCUUGCCAGGCUGGGCUACGACCCCUAUGCCAACCCCCCCAACUAUGGGCACCCUGACCCCUUGGUUGUCAACAACACGCACAGAGUUUUAAAGGGGGAUUAUAAAACACCAGCCAACUUGAAAGGUCACCUGCAGGUGACUCAGAACACAUCAUCUUCUCACUAAGAAAAUUAAUGAUUUCCAGGAUGCUGCAAACGGCCCUUGCGUUGCCCAACGAAGAAGCGUUUGCAGCGGCACACCGGUGGGAAUCGGUUAUCCAAGCAUAUUGCUUGCUGAUACUAUUGCCAAAACGACUGCUCUACGAGGAACGGAUUUGCAUUUAUUUGCAAAGGCCCAAACGUUUCACGCCUUGGGACAGCCGCUGCCUGCCUUCCCCGGCCCUCCGCGGGGCUGGGAGGGGGACAGCGGCAGCAGUCUGCGCUCCGCGGGGCGAGGAGGGGGACAGCAGCGGCGGCAGUCUGCGCUCCGCGGGGCGAGGAGGGGGACAGCGGCGGCGGCAGUCUGCGCUCCGCGGGGCGAGGAGGGGGACAGCGGCGGCGGCAGUCUGUGCUCCGCGGGGCGAGGAGGGGACAGCGGCGGCGGCAGUCUGCGCUCCGCGGGGCGAGGAAGGGGACAGCGGCGGCGGCAGUCUGUGCUCCGCGGGGCGGGGAGGGGACAGCGGCGGCGGCAGUCUGCGCUCCGCGGGGCGGGGAGGGGACAGCGGCGGCGGCAGUCUGCGCUCCGCGGGGCGGGGAGGGGACAGCGGCGGCGGCAGUCUGUGCUCCGCGGGGCGAGGAGGGGGACAGCAGCGGCGGCAGUCUGCGCUCCGCGGGGCGAGGAGGGGGACAGCGGCGGCGGCAGUCUGUGCUCCGCGGGGCGGGGAGGGGACAGCGGCGGCGGCAGUCUGCGCUCCGCGGGGCGGGGAGGGGACAGCGGCGGCGGCAGUCUGUGCUCCGCGGGGCGGGGAGGGGACAGCGGCGGCGGCAGUCUGCGCUCCGCGGGGCGGGGAGGGGACAGCGGCGGCGGCAGUCUGCGCUCCGCGGGGCGGGGAGGGGACAGCGGCGGCGGCAGUCUGUGCUCCGCGGGGCGGGGAGGGGACAGCGGCGGCGGCGGCAGUCUGUGCUCCGCGGGGUGGUGAGAGGAGGCUUUCGUGCAGCGUGGCCCUGAGGACUCGUUCGAUCGCCCGUGAAGGACUCGCUCAGUGGCGUUUGUGUGUCUCCUAACGCUGCUCUCAUGUCGCGGCUCACACCUCGGCGCCCUGGGCUAUGGAGCUUUUGUCGUGCGAGUGAACCCCCCCUCCCCCCGCCUCUCCCUCCGUCCCCGAGACUUACAGAGGCUAUUGCAGAGUUAAUAUAUGAGCCCACCCCUGCCUCCUUCCCCUCCUGCACACCAUUAAAGUGUUGCUUUAGUAA